UACAGACAGUAACAGAAAACCCCGAAGAGAGCAGGAGCCGCCGAGAGCUCCUUCAGGGCCCCACACGAGAUCUUUUUUUUUUAUUUAAAAAAAAAUUCGAUUUUCACAGCGAACCGUGUGACGGAUAAUAUCUGUGCGUGAAUUCAUCUAUACGAACCAAGAUGAGAUUUACUAUUCUAACGCUGACGGCUGUGCUUUGCCUCGCAUUAGUGAGCUCGCAUCCGCUUCCGGAAGACGGUCUCCGAUCAGAGGCCCUUGAUCGGCUGGUGAUGGCCGAAGCCGACAGCGAGGCUGCCUUGAGGAGCAAAAGGACUAUUGGCAUUCUACGACAGCUCUUCCCCGAUAUUUCCCAGGACGUGAACCCAGAAUCAGAGAAUCGAGUGAACGAGAUCGGAUCGGAAUCACAGAACAAUGAAGUGCGAGUGCAAUUCGCGGACGAAGUGUCGAGCGACAGUUCGCCGCAAGAGUUGACGCCAUUGGACGAAACCGAGACGGAGGAGGAUGAGAAUAGAAACAAGAGAUUCCUCUUUGGUUUCGGCGGCGGUGCAGAUAGAGGCGCCGGGUCAGGCAAUUUUCUCUUCGACAUUAUCAGGCAAGCGGCCGACGGGGCGGCAAGAGCGGCGGGCACGGUGUACCGUGUCGUGGCCGGUACACAGAGCCUCGGGCUCGGGCUAAGCGCUUCGCGCGACGUGGGCCCGACCGCCCCAGUUGCCGCCAACCCCGGCGGUACUGGCACCCCGAUGUCCGGCGCAUCCUCGACCGCCGCCCCAGGAGCCGGCAUUCUACCACCGCUGGUGGCCGGAAGCGGAAGUAACCAGCUGGGCGGCUCUUCCUCUUCGGACACCCAUGACGGAAAGUCGGAUGAACACGAGGCCGUACCCGGCCCAGUCACCAGGUUCUUCGUCAUCGCUAAUCGAGGACUCUCGAAUCUCGUCCAGGAUCUCAUACUCCGUCUGGCAGCCACAAGCGAGCGUUUCGUCAACUUCAAGGCGCGACUGAUUACCUCCAUCAUCUAAGGUCUCAUUUGAGCACUGGGAUGAGGAAGCACAAGAGGAGCUCCGCCGGCGUUGGUACCGUCACGUAGAGGCACCAUCGCCGAGCCACUUUUGCCAGUAGGAGCACGGGUACGACGUUGGCAACAGAACCAAUCUCAUGAUGUUGCCCCCUUGUCCCUGAGAUCCUGAACUUAAUUUCUUCGUCGAUGGCCGUCGAGCUUUUCGCGAAACACAACACACUUCGCCGCCAAACGCAUUCCCCUAAAGUAAUCGACUCGAUUCCGUUCGACUUCAUUUACUCCCCCUUGUCUAAUUCCCUUUUAUUUCCAUUCCACUUUCUACCUUUCUCCUCUCCCCCCCCCCCCCCCCUCUCUUUUCUAUUACUCUUCGUGCAUUUUUAUUAUUUUCGCCCUUUAGUUAAUUAAAAUAACAAUAAUGAAUAAUGAAGAAAUUUUCGUAAUCAAUCGUCAUUUUAGGACGAUCGAAAUUUAAUUAUUACGGCGUAGCUCGUACCGCCAUGGUACGAUGGAAGCAUAUCGAGAGAGCCGGUGAAACUGUAAAAUCAUUUUAAAUUUGUGAUACGACACGCUCUCCAUUGACAGUUUCAAAUGAAUAAAUGAUUCAUGCACCACCAGCCACGAGUCGAAAAUUUCUCUGCGCGCUCUCUUGAGUAGCAACAGAAAGUCAUCCCUUAGCUAAAAAUGUUUCAAUUCUUACAAAGUAAGAAUAAAUAACCUAUUUUUUUAUUUAAAAGGUAUAUGAUACGGAAGGCUUAUGGUUUUCUAACAGGGAUAAGAUGCGUACUAUUAAAAGAAUCGAAGAAUAAAGUCAAAUAUUUUUUCUUCGAUUGUUCACGCGCAAACAGUAUGUUCUGAUCAUAGACCCUAUAAGUAUGAACUGGCAAUACAAGCAAAAUCGUGUUUCUCUUUCUAAAGUGUAAGGAAGUUCAGAAGUACGUUUGGCGCAUACUUGAUAUACUAUACAUUAUUUUUCAUUGAGAUUAUCUCUUUCUAUACGAUUCUUCGUAAACAGAAGAC
Molecule: messenger RNA, 2032 nt
Organism: Trachymyrmex cornetzi
Lineage: Eukaryota; Metazoa; Arthropoda; Insecta; Hymenoptera; Formicidae
Exons: 7
Coding region: 162-1016 (284 amino acids)
Source: RefSeq, a predicted model, not a curated record